Ornithodoros turicata is the source of this 1356-nucleotide messenger RNA. RefSeq names its product trypsin alpha-3-like. Gene Ontology annotation, biological process: proteolysis. Gene Ontology annotation, molecular function: serine-type endopeptidase activity. The coding region runs from base 214 to 1068 and encodes 284 amino acids. Lineage: Eukaryota; Metazoa; Arthropoda; Arachnida; Ixodida; Argasidae. The transcript is spliced from 7 exons. The record is from RefSeq and is a predicted model, not a curated record.
UGUCGUCUGCGAACUACGUCGCCUGUCAGUGUCGUCUGCCAAUCGUGACUUUUUUGUUGUGCUCCCCCUGCCGUUCGAAAGGCAGUUUCUUUUUCUUUGCCGCCCAUGAAUGUCGUCCUUACAAGUGUGUUUGUCGGCUGUCUGCAAAUGCACAAGCGUAGAAGUCGACUUUCCAUGGUUUCCAACUUCUAGUCCGCAGAGAGAUUGGCUGCAAUGGGAUUCUGCCUUGUUGUUGCCGCGAGCCUUUUUGUCGCUUCGAAUGUCUUCGAAUUGGUAUCGGCACAGAAGAUCGUAUUAAACCCAAAACAUUGCGGAGUGUCACUGGAGAACCGCAUCAUCAAUGGUCGCAGAGCCGAGGAAGGUGCAUUCCCGUGGAUGGUACGAUUGCAGGUGCACAUGACGGAAGGUGUUACACCAGCAACAUGCGGUGGAACCAUCAUCACGCCCUGGCACGUCUUGACGUCGGCUCACUGCGUUAUACAUGACGGCAAGAUCUUCGAUUCCAUUGAAGUGAUCUCUGGUUCCGUGACUACGACGUCCUCCAAGGCGAUGAAAGUACGCGUGGUCGCCGCUGUGCACCACGAACGCUACAAUCAAAGCACAUUCUUCAAUGACAUCGCCAUCUUGCGGGUGGAGAAGCCCUUCCAGUAUGGUCUCCUGGUGCGACCUGCUUGUCUCCACACGAACGAAACAGACCUCACAGGUCACAAGGUCAUCGUUGCCGGUUGGGGAGUAGAGCGAGCACACCUCCAAGCAUCGGACAAUUUACGGUUUACCACCAUCAAGAUUCUUUCGCAACGUGAGUGCAAGAAGCGACUGCAGGAAUACAGUUUUAAUCCGAAGAUAAUGAUGUGUGCCUACCAAAGGGACAAAGACGCUUGUCAGGGCGACUCUGGUUCCGCUCUGAUGCUGAAACAGAAGAAAAGCUACAUCCAGGUGGGGAUCGUGUCCUUCGGCAUCAAUUGCGCCGGAGAUCUACCAGGGGUGUACGUUCCCGUGGCCGCCUACGCUCAGUGGAUCAUCGACACACUGAGCCACGGAUCGCGCUUCAUCAAGUUGAAACACUGACUGACUGCUACUCCUGCUGACAAUGGCAUCUGGAUACUGAUUUGCUGAAGAGACAUUGUGAGGGGCGCCGAAGGAACGGGUCAUAUAGUCUGAUGUAAAGAUGGAAAGCAAUGUGUAGCCAGGUUUCAUGCGCACGUUUAUGGAAUUCAAAGUUUUGUAAAUGUUAAAAUGCCACUAUACUCAACGCAUUUCUUCGGUGUCUGUUUUUAAGGACCUGUUAUUAGCCAUUCGCCUUACGUAACGCUCAGCGGUGAAAAGUGAAACAUAAAAUGAAAGCUAGCUUCACGG